Lytechinus pictus (painted urchin) is the source of this 414-nucleotide messenger RNA. RefSeq names its product recQ-like DNA helicase Blm. The record is from RefSeq and is a predicted model, not a curated record. The coding region runs from base 1 to 414 and encodes 137 amino acids. NCBI's taxonomy places the organism in Eukaryota, Metazoa, Echinodermata, Echinoidea, Temnopleuroida, Toxopneustidae. The transcript is spliced from 2 exons.
AUGGCCAGGCAUAUUAGAAAAAAAACAUGCCUUGUGUGUUUUGAUGAAGGCCAUUGCAUAUCUGAAUGGGGCCUAAGCUUCAGACCAAUGUAUACAAAAGCAUGUAAGAUCAUGGCAAUCUUUAAUGAUGUGCAAACCCUCCUAAUGACCACCAUACCAACACAACAGGAUUACUCUUGGGUGAUGAAAGGUGUUCAAAAGAACGGAAUAAAGGCAAGAAAACACUUGUAUACACCCAGAGCAUCAAUAGUCGUAAUCUGGGUUGUUGAAAGGGGGCUUUCAUACUGGCAAGAGGUAGGGAUGUGUGCCAGAAACAUCAAAACAAGAAUAGCAGUCCUAUACACAUACAUGUACAGCAGAUCCCUGCAAAGAUGUGACAGUACUAUGAAAGAACUAGUUAAACAAGACCAAUGA